AUGGCACCUUCGGCGCGAGCGCCGCAAGGAAACGGAGUGCGCUCGCACGACGACUGGGUGGUGCAGGUGAACCAGAAAAUCCAUGAGGAAGCACAGAAGGCAUGCCAGUACAUCCCUCCGUACUUUCGAAGGAUCGACGCCUUUGGAAACCCCCGACACCCUUCCAUUUUCAGUCCUCGGCCGAAGGCGAACCGGCAUGCUGUUGCUAGCCCUCCACAUGCUGCGGGACAGCCAUCGGCGACGGAGACGACGGACGACGACCAAGUAGUCGUCGCUGCCGUCGGGCCGUACCACCGCUGCUCAGCAACUGCACAGCCGCAGCCACUCAUCACCUACGCGAACAAGUGUGGCAUCGUCAGGUACCUCACACGGUUCAAUCUGGACGUCGAGGGCUUCCUCAAAUGGGCGAAAGAUAAAGAAGGGCCAGCUCGCCUCUGCUACGAGCGGGACUCCUUCCAGAUGAGCUCCCAGGAGUUCGCCGAGAUGCUGCUGCUCGAUGGGUGUCUGCUGCUCUUCGCCGUCUUCCUUAUCAGGCCAAGCAUACGCGAGGACAAACUGCCGGCGAAACUGGCCCGCGACGAAGAGCACGGGAAGGAGUUCAGGGACCUGUCCGCAGACAUAUCCUUCCACAUGCAGCAAACUAGGCUGGACCUGCUGCUUCUGCACAACCAGAUCCCCUUCUUUGUGCUCACAGAGCUGCACAGGCGACUCAAGGACACCUUCUUUGCCGGCAUCACCCGCAGCUUUGAACAGCUCGCUCUCUCUUGCUUCCAGGACGUCCACCCGUUUGGUUUGAAAGAAGGCGAGAUGAGUCCCACUCCGAUGGCGACGGCAAACGGAAACGCCGGCUGGUUCCCACCAACAGUCCAUCAUCUCCUGCAUCUUUUCCAUUGGUCUCUGGUGCCCAGAGAUAAGCACGCCGUGGACACGGACUCCAUUCCGCCGAGGGAGCCAGAGUCGCACCUGCCGAGCGCGACCGAGCUGGAGGAGUCGUUCACCGUCUUCACCAAGCAGAAGAAGAAUGAUGCCAUGGGUAGCAGCAGCUCAUGCUGCUUUGACAUCACCUUCGAGAGCAGCAAGCUGCACACGGGUGGGAGCCAUCUCCGCUGCGGCCACGGCGUCACCGCCUACGCCAUCUGCAUGGCUCGCCUGCUGCAGAUCGACGCCGACGCCAGGUUGCUGAGGAACAGCGGGAUCCUGCCUUACACGCAGCGGACAGACAAGGAGAUCGUCGACAUGUUCAGGCUGCUGGUCGAUGACUGCAGGAAUACCUGCGUGCCAAAUGAUCUCCUUAAGCUCUGCAACGAUGUGGCAGCGCACCAUCAGAGCACGGGCGUCAGGGUCCUCAAAGGGUUCGUGAUGCAGUGCUUCCCCAGGCAGACGGUCACCUUCUUCGUCAUCUUUGCCGCCAUAAUCUCAUUUGCCACGCUCAUCAAUACCGUCCACUCAAUGUAUAGAUACUAUCACCCCCUCGGGCACCUUUCUCCCUUGGGAAGGUGA
Messenger RNA from Oryza brachyantha (malo sina), 1500 nucleotides. RefSeq lists its product as uncharacterized. The transcript is spliced from 2 exons. NCBI's taxonomy places the organism in Eukaryota, Viridiplantae, Streptophyta, Magnoliopsida, Poales, Poaceae. Bases 1 to 1500 code for a protein of 499 amino acids. The record is from RefSeq and is a predicted model, not a curated record.